Molecule: messenger RNA, 2376 nt
Organism: Choloepus didactylus (southern two-toed sloth)
Lineage: Eukaryota; Metazoa; Chordata; Mammalia; Pilosa; Megalonychidae
Gene: CCDC22
Product: coiled-coil domain containing 22
Exons: 17
Coding region: 203-2086 (627 amino acids)
Biological process (GO): positive regulation of ubiquitin-dependent protein catabolic process
Molecular function (GO): cullin family protein binding
Source: RefSeq, a predicted model, not a curated record
GCCGGUACGCACGCACCCACACACCAGGACUCCAGGCAUCCGGCGUGCGCAGUGCGCGCUCACGGAACUACACUUCCCGGCUCUCCCCGCGCAUCCCGUGACACUUUGUGGACCGCGGGCGCGGAGCUGGGUUUCAACAGCUGCACUCCUCGCGCUCGGACCCGGCCCUCGACUCGGCCUCCGACUUGGACCCAGCUCCACCAUGGAGGAGGCGGACCGAAUCCUCAUCCAUUCCCUGCGCCAGGCCGGCACGGCAGUUCCUCCAGAUGUGCAGACCCUGCGGGCCUUCACCACUGAGCUGGUUGUAGAGGCCGUGGUCCGCUGCCUGCGUGUGAUCAACCCUGCCGUAGGCUCUGGCCUCAGCCCCCUGCUGCCUCUUGCCAUGUCCGCCCGGUUCCGCCUGGCUAUGAGCCUGGCCCAGGCCUGCAUGGACCUGGGCUAUCCCUUGGAGCUUGGCUAUCAGAACUUCCUGUACCCCAGUGAGCCUGACCUCCGGGACCUGCUUCUCUUCUUGGCUGAGCGUCUGCCCACUGAUGCCUCUGAGGACGCAGAUCAGCCUGCAGGUGACUCAGCUAUUCUCCUUCGAGCCAUUGGGAGCCAAAUCCGGGACCAGCUGGCCCUGCCCUGGGUCCCACCCCUCCUUCGAAUGCCCAAGUUGCAGCACAUCCAGGGCUCGGCCCUCCAGAAGCCUUUCCGGACCAGCAGGCUGGCCAUGCCCGAGCUGAGUUCCAGAGGAGAGCCACGUGAGUUCCAGGGGAGUCCCCUGCUGCUGCCCGUCCCUGCCCAGGUGCCCCAGCCGGCGGGGAGGGCAGCCUCGCUCCUCGAACACCAUGCCAUCCAGCUCUGCCAGCAUACGGGCCAGGACCACCCAGGGGAUGAGGACUGGCUACGCCGAGCUCACCGCCUCCCACCCCAGGAGGAUACAUGGGCUCAGUGGCAGCGGCUGCAGAAGCACCUGGCUGAGCAUCUGCGCCAAAGCUGGGCCCCGCUGGGGGUCCCCACACAAGCCCGAGAUCUGGGGGAGCUGCUGCAGGCCUGGGGAGCUGGGGCCAGGACCGGGGCUCCCAAGGGCUCCCGCUUCAUGCAUUCCGAGAAGUUCACCUUCCAACUGGAGCCUGAGGCCCAGGCAGCGCAGGUGUCAGAUGUGCCAGCGACUUCCCGGCGGCCUGAACAGGACAUGUGGGCAGCUCAAGAACAGGAGCUCGAGUCCCUUCGGGAGCAGCUGGAGGGUGUGAAUCACAACAUUGAAGAGGUUGAAGCUGACAUGAGGACUCUGGGAAUCAGCCUUGGGCAGGUGGAGACCGAGUGUCGGCAGAGUAAGCUCAGCACCGUGGAGCAAGAGCAGGCCCUGCGCUUGAAGAGCCGGGCGGUGGAGCUGCUGCCCGAUGGGGCUGCCAACCUCGCCAAGUUGCAGCUCAUGGUAGAGAGUAGUGCCCAGCGGGUCAUCCACUUGGCGGGGCAGUGGGAAAAGCACCGGGUCCCGCUCCUUGCUGAGUACCGCCACCUGCGGAAGCUCCAGGAUCGCCGGGAGCUGGAAUCAUCUCGACGGCUAGCAGAGAUCCAGGAGCUGCACCAGAGUGUUCAAGCAGCUGCUGAUGAGGCCCGCAGGAAGGAGGAGGUCUACAAGCAGCUGGUGUCGGAGCUGGAGACUCUGCCCCGAGACGUGUCCCGGCUGGCCUAUACCCAGCGCAUCCUAGAGAUUGUGGGCAACAUCCGGAAGCAGAAGGAAGAGAUCACUAAGAUCCUGUCUGAUACCAAGGAGCUACAGAAGGAAAUCAACUCCCUCUCUGGGAAACUGGACCGGACGUUCACGGUGACUGAUGAGCUCGUGUUCAAGGAUGCCAAGAAGGAUGAUGCUGUUCGGAAGGCCUACAAGUACCUGGCUGCCCUGCAUGAGAACUGCAGCCAGCUUAUCCAGACCAUUGAGGACACAGGCACUAUCAUGCGGGAGGUUCGAGACCUUGAGGAGCAGAUUGAGACAGAGAUGGGCAAGAAGACGCUCAGCAACCUGGAGAAGAUCCAGGAGGACUACCGAGCCCUACGCCAGGAGAACGCCAGCCUCCUAGGCCGGGUCCGUGAGGCCUGAGGAGCACCCCACCUGCCCCAGCAGAGGUCUCCCCCCACCCCAAGCCCUCUGCAGGGAUUUGAGGUGUCAGAGGCAGUGGUCAAGUGCUUGCCCCUAGCCGUUUCCUCUGCUGUCUGACUCUUCUUGCUGUGGCCCUGGACCCUGUGCCCUGCCCACACCCCCCACCCCUGACCCCAACCCUGAUCUGGGGAGAUUGUCCAGAGUGGGGGAGCCAGGCCACCAUUUAUUGGAGGGAGAGGACUGGGGGUUGGGGGCCUGGGAUCCCAAAUAAAUGAGGGGCUCAGUCUUCA